This is a messenger RNA of Aspergillus mulundensis, 897 nucleotides long. Its product is annotated as SDR family NAD(P)-dependent oxidoreductase. NCBI's taxonomy places the organism in Eukaryota, Fungi, Ascomycota, Eurotiomycetes, Eurotiales, Aspergillaceae. The record is from RefSeq and is a predicted model, not a curated record. Bases 1 to 897 code for a protein of 298 amino acids. Gene Ontology annotation, cellular component: cytosol. The transcript has 3 exons. Gene Ontology annotation, molecular function: oxidoreductase activity.
AUGGCGACGCCAGCGUUCACACCCAAAACCCACCGACACACCUACGAAGCAAUAAACCCCAAGCGCCCCUCUCUCUCCCAAAAAGGCCGCACGAUCCUCAUAACCGGCGGCGCAUCCGGAAUCGGCUACGCGAUCUCCCGCGCCUUCGCCGUCGCCGGCGCCGACCGCGUGAUUAUCCUAGGUCGCCGGGCAGACGCCGUCGCCGAAGCCGCUGUUUCGCUGCGCGCCGAGGUAGCAGCCGAGGGAAACCUUAAGGGCGAGAUCCAAGGUCGCGUUGGCGACAUCUCAUCGCUCGAGAGCAUCGAUGCGCUAUGGGACGGUCUUGCCGCUGAGAACAUCACCGUCGACGUCGUCGUCCUCAACGCAGCGAGUUUCUCGAAGGCCGCGCCGGUUCUGGAGAUAGGCGUGCAUACGCUUCUUGAGGAUUAUCGCGUGAAUGUCCUGGCGGGUUAUCGGUUUGCGCAGAGGUUGAAGGGGCAGGAAGGUGGAGCUGGUGGGAAGAAGUACCUCCUCAACGUCUCAAGCAUAGCAGCGCACGAUUCCAACACGGCCCCCACAAACCUGAACUACGGCGCGAGCAAGAACGCCGCUGCGUUACUAUUUCAGCUGAUGGCGCGCGAAGUGCCAGCCCAGCAGAUGCAGAUCAUCAGCUUCCAUCCUGGCGCUGUGUUGACUGAGAAGGCGAGGGCGCAUGGGUAUACGGAGGAUACGCUUCCGUGGGAUGACGUUGAUGUUCCCGCGCACUUUUCCGUCUGGGCGGCGUCUGAAGAGGCGAGCUUUCUGCAUGGGCGCUUUGUGCAUGCGACGUGGGAUGUUGGUGAGCUUAUGGAGGGUGAGAAGAGGGCGUUGAUUGAUGGGGAUCUGGAGCUGCUUAAGAUUGGGGUGAAGGGGCUGUAA